Molecule: messenger RNA, 2068 nt
Organism: Carassius carassius (crucian carp)
Lineage: Eukaryota; Metazoa; Chordata; Actinopteri; Cypriniformes; Cyprinidae
Product: gastrula zinc finger protein XlCGF57.1-like
Exons: 3
Coding region: 188-1390 (400 amino acids)
Biological process (GO): regulation of transcription by RNA polymerase II
Molecular function (GO): RNA polymerase II cis-regulatory region sequence-specific DNA binding; DNA-binding transcription factor activity, RNA polymerase II-specific
Source: RefSeq, a predicted model, not a curated record
GACAAUGCACCUCAACAUCCCGCCAUAAAACCAAAGAAGAAGAUGUCUGUUUUGCGUAAACAGGACUUUUAUUUUGGCUUUGCGAUGUGACGUCAUAAGCCUGCACCGCGCUCCUGCAUUUUUGUUUCUGCUGAACAAAGAUAAACUCCUGUGAAGCGACUGAGAUCCUCGAGACGCUGCUAUAAAGAUGGCAUUUAUUAAAGAGGAGCGUGAAGACAUGAGGAUGGAAGAAGCUUUCAGAGGCCUACAUGAAGAUACUGAGACACAAACGAAGAUGGCGUUUAUUAAAGAGGAGAGUGAAGACACGAGGAUUGAAGAAACUUACAAACAUAAAGAUACUGAGGAUCAAACAGACCUGAUGUCACUGAAAGAGGAGAGUCAACACUUUAAUGAAAUGGAAGAGAAAAAUCUGUAUCAGAAAUGUCAUGAGUUUAUGGACAGGGAAAAAUCUUUUACUUACUCACCGACUCAAAAAACAGAAACUAGAUUCCUUGAAUUCGAGAUGAGAGUUCACACUGGAGAGAAGCCUUAUGCCUGCCAGCAUUGUGGAAAGAGUUUCAUUCGAAAAGACAGCCUUAAAGCCCACAUGAAAAUUCACAGUGGAAAGAAGCCUUUCACUUGCAAACUGUGUGGGAAGAGUUUCUCACUAAAAGGAAAUCUUAACAUUCACAUGAGAAUUCACACUGGAGAGAAGCCAUUCGUAUGCUUACAGUGUGGGAAAAGUUUUAAACAGAAAAAGUACCUUAGUGCCCAUGUGACAGUACACACUGUAGAAAAGCCUUACACCUGCAAACUGUGUGGGAAGAGCUACAAAAGGAAUGAAAAUCUUAAAAUUCACAUGAGAAUUCACACUGGAGAGAAGCCCUACACCUGCAAAGUGUGUGGGAAGAGCUUUACACAAAAAGAAAAUCUUAUAAUUCACACAGGAAAUCACACUGGAGAGAAGCUGUUCAAAUGCUCUCAGUGUGGAAAGUGUUUUAAACAGAAAAAGUAUCUCAAUGGCCACAUGAGAGUUCACACAGGAGAGAAGCCGUUUGUUUGUGAUCAGUGUGGAAAGAGUUUCAGGUGUAAAGGACACCUUGAUCUUCACAUGAAGAGUCACUCUGGAGAGAACUGUUUUAUAUGUCACCAGUGUGGAAAGAAUUUCUCACACAAAGGAAACUUUGAGAAUCACAUGAGAGUUCACACUGGAGAGAAGCCUUUCACCUGCCGAGAGUGUGGAAAGAGCUUCACAAAUAAAGGAAACCUUAAGAUUCACAUGAGAAUUCACUCUGGAGAGAAACCUUACAAGUGUGUUCAGUGUGACAUCAGUUUCACAUAUCACACAAAUUUGAAACGGCAUGUGCAAAGUCAUGCUAGAGAAGAAAUAACAAACCUCAUGUCACACUGAGUAAAAUGGCAAUUACGACAAUCAUCUGCACAUUCACUCUGAAGAAAGACAAUUCAGUUGUGAUCAGUCUAAUUUAAACAUUACAUUAACACAUUCUUAUUAAAAAAUACUGUAAAUGUGGGAUCCUGAUUGUGUUCUUUGUUAAUCCUAUUCAGACAGGAUUAGUUUUAUAUAGAGAGGUGGGAUAAAGUAAGUGUGACCCAUCUGAAUGUGCCAUCUCAGUAAUUAUGAAAAAUGUCAUUCUCAAAAAAGAUCCAGAAUAACCUCAGUAAUGCUAAACCCAUGUGAAUAGACCAGCUGUAAAUAUGUACAUAAAUAUUCAAUACUCUUUAAAAGUAGCUUUCUGUGGUUUUUACAUGUAUGGAGGCACUUGAAGAAGCAUUCAAUUGCAUUCCAGGCAGUGGGACAAGUCUGUGGCAAACCUCAAGUGUUUUCAGCACACCAUUCAGAUCAAAAAGAAGGUCAAAAACACAAAACUUCUUAUAGCUUUAGGUAACCGCCUAAUCCUAUCUGAAUAGGGUUUACAGAGUUUCUUUAUGUACUCAAUCUAGUCCAUAUAUAUUUUGAUGAUCGGUCCAGAUUUAGCCUUUGACAAAACAUUCCAUCUUUUUAUUCAGAAUUUUGUUGUUUUAUGAAACUUACCCACAUUCAAGUGUUGUUUAAAAAAAGAAUGUGUAA